GAGGACUUUCCUCGUGUUUAGCUGUGUCUAACUGAUGAAAAAUCUAAUACUAAUAUACUAAACACAUUUUAAUAAUGACAAACUCUGACAUUGGGACAAUAUUCACCCAGACCAUGGUAUAAUUAAAGUUAACGAACUAACCUUGCCUCUAGUAGCUUCAACAGAACGUUUUUGGGGACAAAAGCACACAGUCAAAAGCUUCAAAGCCAUGAAGUAAAUUAUAAUGAACAUUAACAAUAACUUUGAAUAAUAAUCAUCUAAAAUUAUAUUUUAUACGAAUUCUAUUUAUGCCGUCGUGGUCAACGCAUUGAUUCAAAAAGCUUUUAUUUCCGACGUGACUUUGAUCUCCAUGUUAUCGAAGAGGUUGGUGAACAUUUCUUCCAGAGUGACGCUGCCAGUUGCUCAAAUAUAGAGGAUGUGUUAUUCCUCUUCAGUUGCAGGGAUAGCACACCUGUUGAACACACUGGACGACACUGCUCCGGUGACCAAGCGCACGCACAACCUGGAGGUCCUUGAGGAUUUAACUGAAUCAAAAUGAACAGCACCAUGGACAGCGACGGAAUGAGCAACUGCACCUUCAUGCCGUAUUACCUGCAUAACACCGGGAUGACCAUGCUGUACAUCAUUUGUUAUGGCGGGAUUCUGCUGCUCUGUGUCGGUGGAAAUGUGCUAGUCUCUUUGGUAGUCCUUCGAAAUCGGAACAUGCGGUCCGUCACCAACCUCUUCAUUCUUAACUUGGCACUAAGUGACCUGCUAAUCGGAGUGUUCUGCAUUCCAACAACUUUGAUUGAUAACCUGAUAUCAGGGUGGCCGUUUGGACAGUUCACAUGCACCAUGAGCAAUCUGGUCCAGGGAAUGUCUGUGUCAGCCUCAGUGUUCACACUGGUGGCUAUUGCCAUCGACAGAUUCACAGGCAUUGUGUACCCAUUCAGGCAUCGUAUGAGGCCCGUAAGUGCCCUUCUUGCCAUCUUCUUCAUCUGGCUGGCGGCCUUCGCUGUCAUCUGCCCCUCGGCUGCCACACUGACCGUCUUCCGCCUGGAGGACACCUACAUGGUCCAGGACAACCAGACCUACCCUGUCUUUGUCUGCUUCGAAAACUGGCCCCGGUCAGAGAUGCGCCAGGUCUACACAAUGGUCAUCUUUAUUCACGUCUACCUCGCACCUUUGGUGCUAAUCAGUAUCAUGUAUGGCUGCAUUGCUGCCAAACUCUGCACCAACCUGAGGCAAGUGGGGAUCGCCGAAGUCAGGAGAACUCGUUCCCAGCGCAGGGCAAAAGUCAUCAAAAUGCUCAUCAUGGUAGCGGUUCUUUUCAUGCUGUCGUGGCUGCCGCUGUGGACUCUGAUGUUGCUGACGGACUAUGGCGAACUGGACAAGCAACAGAUAGACUUCCUCAGCAGCUAUUUGUUCCCUGUAGCUCACUGGCUGGCCUUUUUCAACAGCGGCAUCAAUCCUGUCAUCUACGGUUUUUUCAACAAGAACUUUCGCAGGGGCUUCCAGGGUGCUAUGGCCUGCAGGCACUGCGAUUCCAAAAGGACCAUGGUGACUACAAUGCAUCAUGGAACCUUUCGUUUCUUGCCACAUAAAAGAGUGUGUGUUGAAAAAACAGAAUCUUGUGGGAGAAAACAAAAACGCAAUGGAUCGUUAGAUGUUCUCAAGAUUACUCCACAGGGUACUCAGGGAAUCCUCCUAGAGGACAUAAACACAAUUGCUGCUCGUAAUAAGGUCAUCACAGCCUGGGAGAAGUGAUAGAAAAGAACUUGAAGGCCAGAGGGCGCCAAAUUUCUCAGUGUAUGAGGGAUAAGAUCAGUAAAACAACGGGCUUCUUCUCGAGGAUCAGGAACUUGUUAUGCCCCUUGCAUUGUGGGGAACCAUUCAGUUUGACCUGUUAAGGAGCCAUGGUCAGGAGCAGGAUAGUCGCUAGUGGGGUGAAAGGUGGUGGGAAUUAUAGGGGUCCACACUGCCCAGGGGGCCCCACAAAAUCCAGCAGUUAUACAAUAUAUACCUCUUCUGUAAACAUUAGAACUUUUAUAUUAGUUGUAUGAGAUUUCCAUGCACCUCAAGAUGAGGUCCACACAGUCUUUUGCAUAAGGAGCUGGGUUGCCAUGCAGUUGCUUCUCACUGACUGUGCCAUGCCAACUGGGAUGCAGGAAGGGGAAAGUGUUUUGUUUCAAUAUUUACUUUCAUAUUUGUCACGUGUGAAACUAGGAUGUCACUUUUGUUUUUGUCCGCUGAGAGGCGAUUAAACAUCUCUAAUCACCUCUCCCCAAGUAUUGACAAUCGACCUAUGUAAAUGUACAGUAUUUAUAAAUGUUUUAAUGUUGGUAUUACAGCUUUGUUAGCUGACUGGGAAUAUUAAUGUUACUGUUAUUUCAUUUACUAGUACUAUAUGUGUUUGUUUCUUGACUUUAUACCAUUAUAUAUGGUUUUGGGGGUAUACUUAGAUAAUGUGAGGCAGGUGGACAACACAACCACAAAAUAAACAUAAAUUGUUUAUUUUGCUCAUUAAUUACUGUAAAUAUUGAUCAUUUUACAUGUAUUCACAGUUGUAUUGGAUUGAA
Messenger RNA from Osmerus eperlanus (European smelt), 2558 nucleotides. RefSeq names its product neuropeptide FF receptor 1 like 1 (gene npffr1l1). Bases 535 to 1746 code for a protein of 403 amino acids. Gene Ontology annotation, molecular function: neuropeptide receptor activity; peptide binding. Gene Ontology annotation, cellular component: plasma membrane. The transcript has 5 exons. The record is from RefSeq and is a predicted model, not a curated record. Gene Ontology annotation, biological process: G protein-coupled receptor signaling pathway; cellular response to hormone stimulus. NCBI's taxonomy places the organism in Eukaryota, Metazoa, Chordata, Actinopteri, Osmeriformes, Osmeridae.